AUGGAAAAAACUGUUAAUUAUUAUGUUAGUGGUGGAAAUGGAAUUCAAAUUUAUGUAGAAGAAAAAGGAAAUCCAGAAAAGACCACAAUUUUAUUUACCAGCAGUGGUUAUAUGUCAUCACGACAAUCUUGGCAUCCAUUAUGGUAUGAUACAGAACUUGGAGAAAAAUUUCAUCUUAUAAACCAAAUAAUUACAGUUGGAUGGUCAAUGGGAACUCCAACUACUAUGACAUUUAUGAAAAUUAAUCCUGAUAUCAAAAUUGAUGGAUUUAUUUCGGUUGGAGGAAUGAUAUAUUUAAACUUUACAGAAGCAAGUUUAAAUACUAGUGAAGAAUUUGUAAAAUAUUCCAUUGCAGCAAUUGAUCCAGAUUAUAAAUUUUCAACAAUUGCUUAUGGAUUAAACGGAAUUUCGAAUUUUAGAACUUUUAAACCAGCAUCUGAUCAAUUUCGUGCUUUUAAGCUUGGUGAAUCUAUUAUUGUACCACCUGAAUAUCGAAAAUUUGAAGCUAAACAUUUGAUUUUAGGGAUUUCUGGGAUUUCUUUAGUUCUUUAGAUACAUUAAAUCUUAUCGGGG
Molecule: messenger RNA, 573 nt
Organism: Rhizophagus irregularis DAOM 181602=DAOM 197198
Lineage: Eukaryota; Fungi; Glomeromycota; Glomeromycetes; Glomerales; Glomeraceae
Source: RefSeq, a predicted model, not a curated record